UUAAGUAAAAUAAUAUAGCGGCACAGUCUUAUUCAAAAACAGAUAUCGAUUAUUAUUUCACCGUGUUCGGACCACGUAGACUUUCUUCUAUGCAUUGAAGCCACUUACACCCUCCCCCUCCCCCUUUCCCAGCUAUGUGUGACGUAACAAUGCAUGGCGCCUCAUCAAUACGAAUCAACGUGCGGGUAUAGGGAAGGUGCGAUCUAUAGAGGGAUCCCAGCACACUAGUCUCAUCCGAUCAGUCUACACGGAGUUGUGAUAAGCCUCUCACGGCUCAAUGUGGUGACAAGAAAGUGUCACAUAUUAACUGGUAUAAACACUGAGCUGACAUAUCUUUGGAUUCUUCGUGCCUUUGAUUCCGACUCCCUGGUUAUACAGUGCCACUGGAAAGGGUUAUCUACAUCAUACUUUUUAAACAUUUUGGGCAUACUUCUUAUCCUUCCUUCGGAGUUGGCUCGUUGCCUAUAGACAGGUACCUGAGGAAUAGCGGAACGGCACCGGGUCCCGAUAAGACGAUCUUGAACAGUUGGCCCUGGAAAAUUGGUCACCUCUGGAGUAUCAAUUUAAAUAGGUUCAACACUGACCGCCUAAAUAUUUAUGAUUAAUUUUCUGUAAUGGAUCACUAUAUCGGAUACUUUAUAAGAUGAUUGCAAGAUCGAACAAUUGGUCUUCUCGUCUAGAAAUACUGAAAUAAGUGACAUAUUGGAGCAACAAUCUUCCUUUCUCUAUUGGGGCAACAGACGUCAUCGGUCUAACUCCAUUACCAAGAAAGACAUCUACUUCCUUCGCAAUGGUAACUGAGUUGGAAGACAUCACUAUGGAGUCGACAAUGACCAUGGAUAGCAAUGACAACAUGACCACGCCUUACUUCGACGAUGAGUACGUCUACGAUCAAUCCGACGUCAUCAUCAACUUCGUCCUUGCGUCCAUCAUUGGAUUCUGUGGUUUCUUUGGGAUCAUUGGUAACAGUCUCGUGGUCAUCUCUUGGGCGAUGUCGAAAAAACUUCAAAACAUCACCAAUAUCUUUGUUAUCAGUUUGAGCAUCACAGACUUCCUUGGUUGUUCGAUGCUACCCAUCCAAGUAUACACCUUCGUAGACUUCGCCAACGGACCACCAGUGCCUGACUGGGUGUGUAGGAUGUGCGGCGCCAUCUGCCUCAUAGCCUUCAAGUCCAGUGUCUGCCAUCUAGCGCUUAUAGGAAUCAACCGGUACGUGGUCAUCACGCGGUUCCGUGCGCAGUACCUACGACUCUACAGCGUCAGGAACGUCCUCUUCAUGGUGAUCUUUGCAUGGACCUUUCCCACCCUGCUCAUCAUGUUGCCUCCCGCGGUGGGACUGGGACACUUAGGGUACAACGCUGGAAACCAACUCUGUGUGUUUGACGGAACGCCACUCCAGCUCAGGAUCAUCUAUAUCCUGGAGGAGAUCCUCUUCGGGUUUUCUUUCAUCAUCAUCGUUACCUGCUACUUCCGUAUCUACGUCUACAUAAGUCGACAGCAUCGUGAUCUCAUCAAAAUCUACAGCAAGCGUGAGCGCAGUUCUGGAGGGCUCAAUAUUCCCGAUUGCAUUACCGAGGUGACUGAGACUACAGACGUUGAACCUUCAACUUCUUCAAAUGUUUAUCUUGACGCCGGGACAAACUCGCCUUCGUCGCGAAAGAGUGUCACGUCAAAGAUCUACACCAUUAAUGUUAAAUCUCGAUCGGAGAGCAAGAAGCGGCGACGAACCGCGUCGUCCCAGGAAAUGCACAAAGUUCUGACGAAGCGCGAAAUCGACAUCACGAAAAAUCUCUUCAUGGUUGUCUGCUGUUUCUUCUUUUUGUGUUUCCGCACAUUCUCUGUCUCACCACGGAUAAAUGCUAUAACACUAACUUCAAGUACACAGCGACAAUUCUAGUUAUUAACUCUCUCACCAAUCCUCUCAUUUACUGCUUGAAGCAUCCCACUUUUAGGGAGGUUUCCUCAUGUCUGUUCCGUGGGGAUCUCUCAGGGAUACCAAAACCAGCGAGAUGGCUCAAGCGUUUGCUGAACAAAUGAGGUCUUUCUUUAGCUUUUGGCAGUCUCGCGUGUUAUAUUUGGCUUAUUCACGUAAAUCAGAUGCAACCAGAUUAAAGAUGGUAUAUUGACCCAUCUCCGUCACUUGGUGCAAUGUGCGAGUUGAUCUUGAAUUCCAACUUUUCGGAAAACUGAAGUGGUGAGCAUGGUGAAUUAAGUAAUGUUCUUACAGAAAGUAAGAGAGACUUAAUCGCUGUGAGAUGGAAUCAAGAUGACGUCUUUCGAAUAUACAAUUAGAAAAGUUUGUUCAUGAUAAAUAUGAUAAUAUCAACGACUAUAGUUAUAUAGAAGAAACAUUUUAACUCACUCACUGAGCAGUAUAUAUCGAUGACUGUGGAUAUCCAUUGUAGCUGUGUGUCUGGUCGGUUUUGUUGCUAUACUUGAGUGUUCUUCUCAUUCUUGAUGAAGGGUGUUCUUCUUAUUCCACACAGCCAGCUGAAUGCAUACAGUCUUUAUUAGACAAUUAUGGUUGAGAAAUUGUUGUGUAAAGGUAAACGUCAAGAUUUUUAUUUUACUUAUUCAGUUGGACCCGACCAUUGGCUUAAAGGCAGUGGAACAAAAGGAAAACUCAGUCCUCAGAUUAACUCUCUCGGUUAAACACGAUUUGGAACAAACUAAUAAACCCAGUGUCGGUUUUAAAUAGUAAUAGAAUAUGGCCGAAGUGUUUUUCUCGGCCGGAUAAGUCUUAUUUCUGUGAUAGUUUGCCUAUGGAAGAUUCAUUUUAUCUAUUCAUUGUACAUCGAGUAUUAUUAUAGACAUGAUGUUCCACAUAAUAAAUAAAUAAUUUGGAUUUUUGACUUUUUAAUUCGUAUAAUCAUUUUGAUAAUGAUAAUAGUCGCAAAGUAGUAAAAACAGUAUCAAUGCCAUUUUAAUACAUGAUAUUUAAAGCGCAGGAAAGCGCGGUAAUGGCAAUAUAACUAGGAGUAUUAUGGAAUAUACAAAAUGAGGAACACGGUAUAGAGAAGUUGACAUCAACUUUCAAUAGAGAUAGUUAUGGAUGAUAUUCUAAAAUGAUGAAAUCACAAAGAAAAUAAUGUUGAACAAGUGUGUAUACAAUUUUCCGUUGGAGCUCUAAAAGCUGAUUCCGACGAAUAUUUCCUGCAUGUAAAUGAUGAUCAGUUCCAUGAUGGUGCUUUUAUUUUUGGUAUGUGACAAAUAUAAUAAAUGACCAUGGCUAUCAAAGGCGAUCAAUUAAACACGCACACAUUAAAGGGAGCUAGUGUAGCUUGACAAAUGAUGGUUAACGACAUCUACGUCUACUUGUGGACAACUGCACGUAAACGAAUGGACUUCAUUAUAUUAACGGUAGUCGGCGACUUAAUCUCUACAUGGUCAGCGUUCGCGAAACAGACCGAAUUUUUUCUCACGCUUCGGUUUCGCGUACGUUGCACGAACUUGAUUGCUGCGGUCGCGUCGUCCGUAGUCGUAUUAAACCCGACUGGCCCCCAAGUCACGCCACGGGAAAGACACGUAGUGCCGUCAGGCAACACUCCCUUUAAACACUAUACAGACGUGUAACCUGCUGCUCAAGAGUAACCUGACGUUAACGUGUAACCUGAUGCUAAAGCGUAACCUGUUGUUAAAGUGUAACCCGAUGCUAAAGUGUAACCUGCUGUUAAAGUGUAACCCGAUGCUGAAGUGUAGCCUGCUGUCAAGGUGUAACCUGACGUUAACGUGUGACAUGCUGCUAAAGUGUAACCUGCUGCUAAGUACGUGUAACCUGAUGCUAAAGUGUAACCUGCUGCUAAAGUGUGACCUGCUGCUAAAGUGUAAGCUGCCAUUAAAGUGUAGCCUGCUGCUUAAGAUUAGUGUAACCUGCUGCUAAAGUGUAAGCUGCCAUUAAAGUGUAGCCUGCU
Molecule: messenger RNA, 3911 nt
Organism: Strongylocentrotus purpuratus (purple sea urchin)
Lineage: Eukaryota; Metazoa; Echinodermata; Echinoidea; Camarodonta; Strongylocentrotidae
Product: melatonin receptor type 1B-A
Exons: 3
Coding region: 791-1897 (368 amino acids)
Biological process (GO): G protein-coupled receptor signaling pathway
Cellular component (GO): membrane
Molecular function (GO): G protein-coupled receptor activity
Source: RefSeq, a predicted model, not a curated record